GUGUGUACUCUUUCCCCAGUCGACCCGGUUGGGUUCAUUCAUCUCUCUCUCUUCCCCAAGAGCGCCCCUUCUGCGUGAUUUCUGUUUCUCUUCUUCACGCUCUCUCUCUAAAAUUCCCCAAUUGCUUUCGGUGACGCUCUCAUGCUUUAAACGCUGCGUUAAACGAAACAAAAUACACCAAAAAAAGCUGAAGCUGAACCCUUUUCGUUUUGAAAACAGAACGAUUAAUGGAAAUGGGUUUAUCUGGGACGAUGACGAAUCAAGGAUCAAACUUUCGGAAAUUUGAGAUUGAUUCAUCACCACCCUCAUCAUCAUCAUCCUCUGAUCAUCAGUUUCACUCAAUGAAUGCGCUUGAGAUCUUGAGAGAAACCGUACGAAUCCUCCGGUAUAAUCUCGGUGCUUUCAUGUUAAUCGCACUUCUUUUAAUCUGCCCUGUUUCAGCUAUUCUGUUACCUAACCUUUUAGUUGAUCAAUCCGUUGUGAAUUCACUCACUGUGAGGCUUCUCUUAGUUUCGAAAUCGAGUGGUCUUCCUUUGUUGCCUUUUGUGAGAAACUCUUGUCAGAAAUUCUCUGAGACUGCUGUUUCAUCUGCCAUGUGUUUCCCAUUGUUCAUCACUCUCUCGUUAUUGUCUAGAGCUGCUGUGGUUUACUCUGUGGAUUGCACUUACUCUAGGAAAAAAGUUGUCAUGUCCAAGUUUGUGGUGAUAAUGCAGAGACUAUGGAAACGUCUUGUGAUCACUUACUUGUGGAUUUGUACUGUGAUUGUUGUUUGUCUCACUUCCUUCUGUGUGUUUCUUGUCGCUGUGUGUAGCUCGUUUUAUGUUCUUGGAUUCUCUCCUGAUUUUAAUGCUUACGGAGCUAUCUUAGUUGGUUUGGUGUUCUCAGUAGUGUUUGCUAAUGUUAUCAUUAUCUGCAACACCACGAUUGUGAUUUCGAUUCUUGAAGAUGUUUCCGGGCCAGAAGCGUUGUUGAGAGCGAGUGAUUUGAUUAAAGGGCAGACUCAGGUUGGUUUGUUGAUAUUUCUAGGAUCGACAAUAGGAUUGACGUUUGUGGAAGGGUUGUUUGAGCAUAGAGUGAAGAGUUUGAGUUAUGGAGAUGGGUCUUCGAGGUUAUGGGAAGGUCCACUUCUUGUGGUGAUGUAUUCGUUUGUGGUGCUUAUUGAUACAAUGAUGAGUGCUGUGUUCUAUUUUAGUUGUCGGUCUUAUAGUAUGGAAGCUGUUGAAGCUUUGGAAGCUUCUGGAGAAAUCGUGUCCCAAGAUUUAUCUCUUCUUUAAGAUUUUUUGUUUUCAAGUUUCAGAACAUUGAGAAUCUAAAGACAAUGCAAAGGAAGGGUUUCAAAAGAGUUAGUUGAAUUGGAUCACAAGUAAAUUUGAGAGGCCAUGUAUAUGAAAGGAGUUUUUUAGUUGAGCAUUCUUUAUUUAUUCUGGGCUUUCUUUAGUUUAGGUUGCUCUUUACAUUUUGAGAUUGUCACAUUAUGGGACUCACAUAUCGUAGACGGCGGCACAUGUCAUUCGUAUUUGGUCUUAUUUUGUUAAUAAUCAAUAUAAAAUGUUCAUCUCUCUCUAUCUUUGUGCAAGUUGAACAAUCUUUAUUCUUUGGAAAUGAGAGUUAUGGUUAAUCACUGUUAAGUGGACUUAGUUUAUGGAAUAGUUCUCAUGUA
Camelina sativa (false flax) is the source of this 1660-nucleotide messenger RNA. RefSeq lists its product as uncharacterized. The record is from RefSeq and is a predicted model, not a curated record. NCBI's taxonomy places the organism in Eukaryota, Viridiplantae, Streptophyta, Magnoliopsida, Brassicales, Brassicaceae.